This is a messenger RNA of Neurospora tetraspora, 804 nucleotides long. RefSeq lists its product as uncharacterized. The annotation marks the transcript as partial. The record is from RefSeq and is a predicted model, not a curated record. The transcript has a single exon. NCBI's taxonomy places the organism in Eukaryota, Fungi, Ascomycota, Sordariomycetes, Sordariales, Sordariaceae.
CCCCUUGGGGCGCCCAAACCGCCUCUACCGGUUUUAAUACCGGUAACUCCAUUGCCGGACACCCUUUGCGUCCCGCCCCCGCCCUCCACGACGGCGCAGUCGGCCAAGAGAGCCCGGACUGCAGACGAGGAAGUCCGUCCCGCCCACACCACCACCGCCUCCCCUGCUGCUUCCGGUCCCAUCAUGUCCUCCUCUGAGACCUUCCUCUCUGAAGCUCACGCAAAUUUGGAGGUCUACCGCCUCUUCGCCACCGCCCUUGACACCGAACACGCCCGCGCCUCCGUCAUCUCGCCCGCUCACGCACGUGAAGCUGACCGCCUCGCACGAACCAUCUCCAUUGCCCUGCAGAAAAGUUCUGCUUCCCUGCUCUCGCCUACUCCGGACUCCACCGCCCCAGCAAACAAGAAGGUUUCCACUCCCUCCGCCCCGACCAGCAAAGGGAAGAGGCCCGUUUCCUUCGCAGAAGCUGCCGCCCGCGGUGCCGAUUCCGCCUCCGCCUCCCGCUCUGCUCCCUGCUCCCGCUCCAGCCCCACCCGCAAGGCUACGCUGCCCCAAAGUGACGGCCGCGUCUUCCUUCGACUAGAUAGGGACUCCCCUUUCGCCAAUACAGAUGUCUUUGCUAUUCGCAGAGAAGUGCAAACACUCCUCCGCCUCGCCCCCACCGACAUCCCUGGUUGCCACAAGGUCCCCUCUGGUUUUGCCCUCGUGCCCAAGAAUGACACUGUCCGCCAAACCCUCCUAGCCCAUAAAAAUGAGAUUGGUGCCCGUAUUGGCUGCCUCCAAGUCGAAGUGCCCAAGAAAUGG